Messenger RNA from Colius striatus (speckled mousebird), 878 nucleotides. It is a transcript of the gene NDUFB8, whose product is annotated as NADH:ubiquinone oxidoreductase subunit B8. NCBI's taxonomy places the organism in Eukaryota, Metazoa, Chordata, Aves, Coliiformes, Coliidae. Bases 272 to 739 code for a protein of 155 amino acids. The record is from RefSeq and is a predicted model, not a curated record. Gene Ontology annotation, biological process: mitochondrial electron transport, NADH to ubiquinone. Gene Ontology annotation, cellular component: mitochondrion. The transcript is spliced from 5 exons.
CCUGCUCGGGAGGGAGGUGCGGUUGGGCCCUGCCCUGGGGGUGGCCGGGGCCGGCGGGGCCGGGCGCUGCUCCCCGGGCUGCUGCUCCCCGGGCUGCUGCCCCCGCCGCUCCUCCGCUGCCGUGUCCCGCUGGGGACAGCAGCCUGACCGCAGCCCUCCGCCCGCCCCCAGCACACGGGCGGCUGCGUUGAGGCCUGCCAGCCACAGGCGUGGAACGGCCCAGGCUGACGGACGCGGCCCGCCUUUGGACAGCCGAGGUGCGACCUCGGGGAUGUCCAAGGACAUGCUGCCCGGGCCGUACCCUCGGACGCCAGAGGAGCGCGCAGCGGCCGCCAAGAAGUACAACAUGCGGGUGGAAGACUACCAGCCCUACCCUGACGACGGCUUCGGCUAUGGUGACUAUCCCAUGCUGCCUAAUAAGUCUCAUCAUGAGAGAGACCCCUGGUACCAGUGGGACCAGCAAGACUUGAGGCAUAACUGGGGAGAACCGAUGCACUGGGACUUUGACAUGUAUAUCCGGAACCGUGUCGAUACAUCCCCCACUCCAGUUCCCUGGCACAUCAUGCGAAAACACUUCCUUAUCUUUUUGGGUACCAUGCUGGUCAUGUUUGCUGUUGGAGAGAUCUAUCCAUCUUACAGGCCUGUGGGACCGAAGCAAUAUCCCUUCAAUGACCUGUACCUGGAGAGAGGAGGAGAUCCCAAUAAAGACCCACCAGUGGUGAUACACUAUGAACUCUGAAAGAUGUUAGAAGUGAUAUGCUUCUCCCAUAUCAGCUCUGCUGGGGAUGGCAUCUUUAGUAUUUCACUGUGACGCAUGUUAAUGCUUGUUCUUCAACGUUCAGUCACCAACUGCAUUGAAAUAUAUCAGUGAUACCUAC